Messenger RNA from Microcebus murinus (gray mouse lemur), 1690 nucleotides. It is a transcript of the gene RAB20, whose product is annotated as RAB20, member RAS oncogene family. Gene Ontology annotation, molecular function: GTPase activity; GTP binding. NCBI's taxonomy places the organism in Eukaryota, Metazoa, Chordata, Mammalia, Primates, Cheirogaleidae. The record is from RefSeq and is a predicted model, not a curated record.
GCGGGCUGGGCACUCGACGUGGGCGCACCGCUGGGUCCCAGCUCCUGGCCUGGCGCGGAGACGCGCUUCCUCCUUUGCGCUCCCGGGCAUCCAGAGGGGAAGGUCCCUGAGGGUUCACGAGAGUGCGGGGUCACCGUGAGUCCAGGUCCCCGCGAGUCCGGGUCCCCACGAGUCCGGGGUCCGGGCGGUCUCGGGGCAGCGGCCCGCUCCUGCAGCUGCGCUCCGGGCUCACGAGCCCACCAGCCACGGGGAGGGGCGCGGAGCGCAGGAGGGCUGCCUGCGGGACGAUGAGGAAGCCCGACGGGAAGAUAGUGCUGCUGGGGGACAUGAACGUGGGCAAGACGUCGCUGCUGCAGAGGUACAUGGAGCGGCGCUUCCCAGACACGGUCAGCACGGUGGGCGGCGCCUUCUACCUGAAGCAGUGGCGCUCCUACAACAUCUCCAUCUGGGACACCGCAGGGCGGGAGCAGUUCCACGGCCUGGGCUCCAUGUACUGCCGGGGGGCGGCGGCUGUCAUCCUCACCUACGACGUCAAUCACCCGCAGAGCCUGGUGGAGCUGGAGGACAGGUUCCUCGGCCUGACCGAGACGGCUAGCAAGGACUGCCUCUUCGCCAUCGUGGGGAACAAGGUGGACCUCACCGAGGAGGGGGCCCGGGAGCGCCCGGAGCAGGAAGGGUGUAGCCCCGGGAGGCCCAGCGGCGGCGGCGCCCCCCCCACGCUGCCUAAGCAGGUGCGGCCCGAGGACGCGGUGGCCCUUUAUAAAAAGAUCCUGAAGUACAGGAUGCUGGACGAGAAGGACGUGCCGGCCGCUGAGCAGAUGUGCUUCGAGACCAGCGCCAAAACCGGCUACAACGUGGACCUCCUGUUUGAGACCCUGUUUGACAUGGUUGUGCCCACAAUCUUGCGGCAGAGAGCAGAGGGGCUGUCGCAAACCGUGGAUAUAACCAGUUACAAGCCGCCCAAACGGACCCGCGCUGGGUGCUGUGCCUGAGCUGCCCGGCCGCUCCGACGCGCGGUCUGUGCGCACGGGAAGGGCCUGGCCGGGCGAGCUGUGGUCUGAAGCACAGAAAACGGAGGGGCUAUUUUAUGGAGCAGUCACGGAGCAGAGCAUCGGAGUGAAGUGACAGCCAGUGACUGAGCGAAGGUCGGUGUGGAUAGAGUCUGCCGCGUCUCCGCCCCUGCGUCGGUAGGAGGAACAGCGUCCUCCGCGAAGACGUCUGCCGCCCGCGGCACCUGGCGCUUUCCCGGCGCUGCCCCGCGCGGGCACUUCACAACCCCCCCAGUGGCCCCGGGUCCCUGUGCACCUGCCUGUCUCAGCGCGCGCUGUCACCUCUGUGUUUGCCGUUGCUCUCGUGUUUCUCUUCACUGUGAGUCGGCUUUGGUCUUCCCAUUUGGUACUUGUAUCUGGAUGCAUGAUAAUAGUGAUUUUCACCCAGUUAUUUAUACAAAAUCAGAAAAACUGUUUUUAUAUUGAUUGCAGCAGUGUGGCCUACACAUAUUAUUAAAGAGGAUUUUGGGAAAAGCCUUGGUGUUGAGACUGAACUAAUUUGGACUUUAUUAGUGCCUCCAGGGGCCCCUGGCUGGGAGCGCUGGGGAGACAGUGGGGCCUUGAGAUAACUUCUCUUUUCCUGUGAAAGCUACGUCAAAGCCUUACAAAUUCCAGAAUAUUUUAUUUUAAGUUUUUCAAUC